Molecule: messenger RNA, 3030 nt
Organism: Oreochromis aureus
Lineage: Eukaryota; Metazoa; Chordata; Actinopteri; Cichliformes; Cichlidae
Product: hyaluronidase PH-20-like
Exons: 4
Coding region: 180-1514 (444 amino acids)
Biological process (GO): hyaluronan catabolic process; carbohydrate metabolic process
Cellular component (GO): acrosomal vesicle
Molecular function (GO): hyalurononglucosaminidase activity
Source: RefSeq, a predicted model, not a curated record
AGUCUGUUUUCAUAUAUUUUCCCCUACAGAUGAUGAUUAGGGAAGUGAACUUGAACUCUGAACACUCAGGAGUCAGGAAGUGAUCUUACCCUACUCUAGGUGACUAGAGCAGAUUGCUCAGUCACUGGGGGAGCUUCGUGGUUUGGUUCAUCUUUCCAAGCAGUUAUGUAGCUAUUACCAUGGCCCCAUCCUUCUUCUCCUCUGUUGGCUUCUGUGUAAUUGGAUCUAUCACCUUAGCCCUUGCCCUACCUCCAACUGAGCCACCGCUCAUCAAUAACCAUCCCUUUGUGGUUAUAUGGAACAUGCCAGUCGAGCACUGUAAACGUCUUCGCAUCCCGUUGGACACUGCAGCCUUCCAGUCAGUGACAACACCCGCAGCUGUGCCAGGUCAGUUUCUCACCACCUUCUAUGAGGACCGCCUUGGCCUUUACCCUAGAGCUGAUACUGUCAAGCAUAAGCUCUACAGCGGUGGGGUCCCCCAAAAUGGCAACCUGACAGAGCACCUGGUCAGAGCCCAAAGACAAAUAGAUCACUACAUCUCCCAGGAUUCUUCUCUUGGGCUGGCUGUCAUUGACUGGGAAUCCUGGCGCCCCCUGUGGGACCAGAACUGGGGUUCAAAACGCAUUUAUCAGAAAUUGUCCAUCAGUAGUACCCUACAGAUGCUCCCGUUUUUAUCAUUAAAACAUAUUCGUAAACUGUCAAAGAAACAGUUCCAGCGGGCUGGGCGUCACUUCAUGGAAAAAACCAUUAGCCUUGGUACUGGCGAGCGUCCAAACCACCGAUGGGGCUUCUACCUGUUUCCUGAUUGCUUCAACUAUGGAUGGAACAAGCCUGGCUACACGGGACAGUGCUCCCACAAGACCCACAAGCAGAACAACCAGAUGCUUUGGUUGUGGGAACGCAGCACAGCUCUCUUCCCAUCAGUCUACCUUCACCAGAAGUUGAGGAACUCUCCCCGGGCUGCGCUCUUUGUUCGUAACCGUGUUCUUGAGGCUCUGAGGGUGGCAGCAUUGCCUAAACGUCCAUACAUUAUGCCAGUCUAUGUCUAUUGCAGGCCACUGUACCGGGAUCAGACCAAAAAGUUUCAGACCCUGGGAGAUCUAAUCAGCACGAUCGGAGAGUCUGCAGCACUUGGAGCUUCUGGGGUCAUAAUAUGGGGAGGUUCCAGAGACUACAACAACAAGGCGUCCUGUGAUGCUCUGUCCAAGUACCUGAGAUCCACAUUGAACCCUUACAUUGCUAAUGUGACUGCAGCCGCCAAGCUCUGCAGCGAAGUCUUGUGCCAGGGGAAAGGCCGCUGUGUCCGGAAGAGCAACAACUCUCGCCACUACCUGCACCUAAACCCCACCCAAUUCCACAUCAUACGAGCUUAUAGGAAGUAUGUGGCUAUUGGCCUCCCUUCUGCUGCAGACCUCAGUGCCUGGGCUGAAAACUUUACCUGUCAGUGCUACGCAGGGCGGAACUGUUCUCCCAAACUAGUACACCCAACCACCAUGAAACUCAUUUGGAUUUAAUCUGUGGGGAAAGUAGAAUUAUUUCAUGUGAUUAUCUAUCAGUCAUCUAUUUUUUCAAAAACAAAAAGGAAUGUAAGUAAAUGAUUCCCUCAAAACAUAGUGCUAUUAAUAAUAAUAACUACAACAACAACAUCAACAAUAAUAAUAAUAAUUGUUAAGACAAGCUAUACCUUUAAACUUCAGUUUUAACUAUUUAAAUGUAAAUGUGCCUUAAUUAAACUAAAUUCAGCUCAACUAAACUGAAUUUUAAAAAAUGUAACUUAAUGUAAAGUUGAGUAGAUGAAGCCUCUGUCUGUUACAUUACAAAGAAACCAUUUGGAAAGACAUUUGGAAACAUUACCUGUGUUGUAAACAUCAGAGCACAACUGUCAUUAAUUUUUUUAUGAAUUUAAAUAGGCCUGUCAUACAGGUUUGAACUUUGAACUAAAUAAAUAAAUUCAAAAUAUUUUGAAAAAAUAUGAAUUUUCACAAUUGAUGCGUCAGAUAUCAAAAGUCUGGCAUGUAUGAUUCAACAUUCUAACAGGGAUGCAGUCUUACUUAGUCAUCAGCAUUUCCACACAGUGUACUAUGUAUAAAGCAUACUGUACAUAGUGUAAGGAAAACACUUUGUUCUGAGUGACUUGAUUGUACACGUCCUGUGUCUGCUUCUGCUCUCAGUGACCUUAGACAAUAAUACAUUUACUUCAUCAGGGCUUUUGUUGACCUGCAGGUAAAGGGCUCUGCUUUUCUCUUUUUCACUCACACAGUGCUUUUUCGAUCUGUUUAUUAGUAAUAUGCCUUUUUGAAUACUACCCUGUAUUUAUUACACAUGAAGUAUACACUCAUUUGACACUUUAUUGGAUACGCCUUGUAGAUAGACACCAUUUUGCUUCUGGAACUGACUUCUUUGUGGCACAGAUUCAUUGUGUCUCUCAGAAAUGUUUAAACCAUAUAAACUUGAUGGCAUCACACAGUUGCUGCAGUUGUUGUCAGCCACAUAACUACUGACAACAACUGCAGAGACGGAGGUGGAGCGGGUGGUCUAUCAGUUGAAAGGUUGGUGCUUCAGUCCCUGGCAAGAUACUCGACCCUUAGUUGGCCCGGAUUCAUCCAUCAGUGUAUAAUUGGGUGAGGCCUGUAGUGAAAAUUGCUUUGAGUGUUCAGUUAGAAUAGAAAAAGUGCCUCUUCUGAUGCUUUGUUUGAACUUCAGCAGGUCAUCUUGACCAUGGCUACACACCUAAAUUCAGUUGCUGACCUAAUUGGCUGAUGACACAUUAACAGUACGGCGUGGUUUAACAGAUGCACCUAAUGAAGUGGCCGCUGAGUGUAUGAAUCAACAAAUAAUAAUAAAUAAUACAAAACAAAAAUGGAAACGUUUCCUUAAUAAGUGACAUGAACAGAGCAACAACAAUACAAAUGCAUGCAGAUAUACAUUCAUGUCCUCAGAACAGUGACAUCAUUCGUCUAUAACAUCUUAUUCGUGUGCUUGUAAAUCAGAAUGAUUUGAUGAAUGAAAUAAACACGAGUGUCACAAAGA